Molecule: messenger RNA, 3476 nt
Organism: Pseudopipra pipra
Lineage: Eukaryota; Metazoa; Chordata; Aves; Passeriformes; Pipridae
Product: solute carrier family 2, facilitated glucose transporter member 11-like
Exons: 12
Coding region: 748-2238 (496 amino acids)
Biological process (GO): monosaccharide transmembrane transport
Cellular component (GO): plasma membrane
Molecular function (GO): hexose transmembrane transporter activity
Source: RefSeq, a predicted model, not a curated record
UGCUGUCUUCUGUACAUGGCAGGAUCUAGUGCUGUCAGUGUGGCUGUCUGCUCUGUGCCAGGCUGCAGGGAGGAGACAGGACCACAGCCUUCUGUGCAUCACUCACAGCCUUGUCAGCAACCCCUGGAUUGACUGCAUGGCACCAGGACACGGACAGGACUGCAGUGAAAGGCCCUGGAUAACAAGGAUUUGAAAGGUUUGGGCUUCAUUUAUUCCUGUCACUGGCAGGACCAAGGUUUGUCUUUCAGAUCUUAGAUUGUGUUCCAGGGCAAAUACAGUCAGAAAAAGAAAAACUUGUAGUUCACUUCUGCUUUGAUCACACUUAAUCAGACAAGUGAUACUGGGCAACUGUGCCAGAUGCUCUGAGAGGGAAUCUAUGCAAACCACACUGGCUUUCAAGAGGAUUUAGACAGCUCUGGAUCUUGGAGAAUCAUUUUCCUAAAUUGUCUUUCAACAGUUCUUACUUUUCCCCAGAAUGUGCUUUGAACAAAAUUAAUUGAACUGUCUUGCUAAUGAACAUGCAGCCCUGUUUUGAGAAUGUAAAUCAGCUGGCAAAACACCUGCCAAGUCAAGUGUCUUAUCCUAACGUAAUGGGUGACUAAAUACACAUUCCUAUGCUGGAGAUUUAAAUAAUCCUUUAGAGCACUGCUGAGAGUACCAGGGGCUUUGGCAGACAGAGGAAAACCUACGAAAGAGGAUGAACAAGCUGCAGAGACUGCUUCAGAACAAGAUCCUGAUCCUGACAAUAUGUGCUGCUGGGAUUGGAGGCACUUUCCAAUACGGUUACAACAUCUCCAUCAUCAAUGCUCCAGCUUCAUGUCCUUCAUCUCUAUGUGGUGGUUGUGCUGCCCUGUCCCUCUCCCUCAGUACAUCCAGACGUUCAUGAACACGACCUGGCUGGAGCGCACGGGAGUUCCCCUGGAGAGCAACGUGAUCCUGCUGCUCUGGUCCUUCACUGUCUCUGCAUAUCCCCUGGGAGGCCUCACUGGGGCUGUGGUUGCUGGUCCCAUGGCCAUCAUGUUGGGAAGGAAGAUGUCCCUGCUGCUGAACAAUGUCUUUGUGAUCAUAGCUGCAGCCUUGUCAGGAUUCAGCCGAAUGGCAAAAUCCUUUGAAAUGAUUAUGCUCAGCAGAUUUUUUACUGGCAUGAAUGCAGGUGUGAGCAUGAACAUUCAGCCCAUGUAUUUGGCGGAAAGUGCCCCAAAGAAGCUCAGAGGAGCUGUGGCCUUGACCUCUGCAUCGUUUACAGCCCUGGGGUUGGUGCUGGGACAGGUGGUUGGACUCAGGGAGCUCCUAGGCAGGGAGGAGAGCUGGCCAUUCCUUUUGGCAAGCAAUGUGGUACCUGCCCUGAUCCAGCUCACAGCUCUGCCUUGGUUCCCUGAAAGCCCCAGAUACCUCUUGAUUGACCGUGGAGACAAAGAAUCCUGCAUCUCUGCACUGCAGAAGCUCAGAGGCACCAGUGACCUGAGUGCAGAGCUGGAAGAGAUGCUGGCUGAACAGGCUGCUGUUAAAGGUCAGAGAGCAAAGAACCCGUGGGAGCUCUUCCAAAAUCCAUCUCUGAGGUGGCAGCUGGUGAGCAUCGUUGUGCUGAGCAGCGCCAUGCAGCUCUGCGGGAACGACUCGAUGUAUUCUUAUGCAGCUUAUGUGUUCCAAGAGGCUGGAAUUCCUCAGGACAAAAUCCCAUAUGUUGUAAUCGGUACAGGAAGCUGUGAACUGAUCACGUCUGUCACCUGUAACAUGAUUAUAGACUAUGCUGGUCGGAGGCCGCUGCUGCUGGGGGGCUACAUCUUCAUGGCAGGAUGGGCCAUUGUCUUCAUGGUCGCUCUGAGCCAGCAGACUCAGAUUAGCUGGAUGCCUUAUCUCAGCAUGGCCUGCAUUUUCGCCUAUAUCCUGAGCUUUGGAAUCGGACCAGCUGGUGUAACAGGAGUUCUGCCCACAGAGGUUUUUGAUCAGAUGUCCCGGCCAGCUGCUUACAUGAUCUGUGGCUCCCUGCUCUGGUUCAACCUAUUUCUGGUUGGAACAGCCUUUCCAUUCAUCGUGAAAAGUCUAGCACAUUUCUGCUACAUCCCAUUCCUUGUGGUCUGUGUCUGCACUGCACUCUAUGUUGGAUUUUUCCUUCCUGAGACAAAGGGAAAGUCCUUCCUGGAAAUCUCGGAGGAGUUCAAGAAACGGAACUUCAAAACUAAGACCCGUGCGGGUUUCUACAAAGGCCCUGAAGAGAUCAAAACCACCACACUGUAGCAGAAGAAAGGAAGAUGGUACCUGGGGGAGUGGUGCAGUGAAUUCAGCAGUGGCUGUGUUCCCUUGCAGGGACACCAAGAGAAAAGUAGGGUUAGGGACAAUACAUUACUCUUAGGUCCUUAAGUUCACCUUGAAAACACAUGCUGGAACUGAUAAAUACAAACAGAAGUUUGAUAAUCUGUUCUCAGUUUUUAAUACUGGGUUUUUAAUGCAUAUUUUAGAAUCCAGUGACAGAAUGAUGCCUUGUUCUCUUAUCAUCAAACAUCAUGUAAUGCUUGAGCAAAUUUCCUCAGAAUUUCUCCUCUACCCAAAGAGUAACUUCCAUCUCAGAAGCCUUUCUUUCCUUGCCCCUGAAUCUGGGCUCUCUAACACAGAAAUUAAUGCGAUUAAAUUCUGUUUUCAGACACCAGAUGAAAUUUUCAGUACCUUGUCUUGGUGCUCCCGUUGUUUCUGUUAUUAAGUGAUUUCAAAUAGACCCCUACUUGUUGAGCAAUAGUGAGCAGUUAAUUAUUUUCAGCUAUAAAAGCAUGUGACAGAUGGAUUAAGAAGAAAGCUUCUAGUACUUGCUAAGUGGCUUAUUAUACAACAGACUUUUGGGCAUUGUUUUGCAGAAUAUUUAUUCUGGACUGGUUUUCUUCAUGGCUUGUUUGUUGUCUUCCAGUCCUAUAUUGUAAAGCACAGGUUCCCCAGUCCAGUUUGUACUGCUCUCACACUGCUCGUGCACCUUGUAGGGUUUUGUGCCUGUGCUCUGCUAAUGGUAAGUGUGGUGAGGAGCUCGUGUGCAGCAGCUUAUUUUGGGUGUGGAGAUUUAGAUCACACCUGGACACUCUCUGUAGCAUGUUCUUGUCUCCACAGAGCACACUGGAAAAGACCCAGAUGUGAUAGUGAUUGCUUUUAGUUAACCUGGUACAGAAGAGGGCAACACUCCUCAUUUAAUAUGGCCUUUCACUUUGUUCAUAUGUCAGUCACAGCACUGCUGAUGGUUGCAGCAAAGAACACAUACAUUUUCAAAAGAAGUUGCUAAAGUUUCUCUCAGUGUAUUUUUUAACUGCAUUUUUUGGGAAAUACAGAACAUUUGAAUGACAAGACUGUAAAUGUUUCCAGAGUGUAUUACUGUCAUUGCUGGGCAUGUGUGGAGCAGCAGAUCUAUUUCUCAGAAGUAGAGUCUGUGCAAGAACUCUCUUUCACUACCUAAAGUUUAUAACAUACACAAAAUAAAGAGUAAACUUUUGUUCCUU